Molecule: messenger RNA, 7371 nt
Organism: Bombina bombina (fire-bellied toad)
Lineage: Eukaryota; Metazoa; Chordata; Amphibia; Anura; Bombinatoridae
Product: leukocyte elastase inhibitor
Exons: 6
Coding region: 4877-6034 (385 amino acids)
Biological process (GO): negative regulation of endopeptidase activity
Molecular function (GO): serine-type endopeptidase inhibitor activity
Source: RefSeq, a predicted model, not a curated record
UUCUACUCUAUAUGAAUUAUUGACUAGUAUUGCUUCAGACUUGAGAAAGGGAGUAAAUCUGCAAUACGCUGGCUAUUUUGACAUAUUGUAUCGAUAGAUAGAUAUUGUAUAUACUGAUAUAAAUAUAAAUAUAUAUUUAAGAGGGGCGGAGCCGACCAGCACCCAAGAUGGUUGCGUGAAGCUGAAGCUCCGUGAGACCAAAAACCAGUUAAGCUUGAUUUGGGUUUGAAAUACUCACUAAAAGCCUGGAAAUAUUAUACAUGAAGUGUGAGGAGCACAGAGGAUGGAUGCGGAGUGAGUGGUGAUUGCCUUGUCAACUAACAACGCACAUAACGGAACGGGCCGAUAAUAGAGGCCUAACCAUGCCACACUUCCCAAACACCACAGUGACUGAGAACACUAUUAACGGAACGCAAAGGCAGCGGUUUAUUCCGUUACUGAAUUAAAAGUACUGUCAUUCCAAAAAGGCAUGCUGAUAGUAUCUGGUAACUUUAAUGUUGCAUUAGAACCAGAAAUAGAUUGCUCAACGGGACGUAGUUCGGUAGCUCCAGCAUCUAUACGUAAAAUUUGAACAAACCUUAGGAAACUAUCCUUAAUCGAUUUGUGGAGGACAAACCAUCCUAGUCACAAAAAUUUUACUUUUUACUCUCAUCCGCACAGAAACUAUUCCCGCAUCAAUUACAUAUUUUUGAUCAACUCACAUACAGUUUAAUUACAAACACAGAUAUUGGACACAUUAGCUGGUCUGACCAUGCAGCUGUAAGUGUCGAUUUAAAAUGGUCAGAAUGCCCCCUCACUCCUUAUGUUUGGAGAUUAGACGAAACACUCCUUAAAAAAACUUUAAUUUUGAAUAAGAUCACAUUGGUCCUACAGGAAUUCUUUAGUUGUAACCUUUCACACCAAACAUGCCCCUCUAAUAUAUGGGAUACAUAUAUAUAUAUAUAUAUAUAUAUAUAUAUACACAAAUGUUUAAUGUGUCUUUACAAUAGAAUAGUAAAUAAUAAGAAUAAAGCAUGGAAUACAAAUGCAAUGAGAAAGAUGCCUUCAGAGACAGACUGACUAAAUCUGUUCAAUGUUAAUAAGAACUAGAGUAAACUAAUGUCUGAUGAUGCUCAAAUGGCAUUGAGAAAAGUACCUGGUCUCAAUUCAUUAAAGUUAUUUUUCUCCCCACACGAAAAAUAAAAACAUAAUUUAUGCUUUAAAAAAAAAAAGAAAUAUAUAUUUAAAAAUAAAAAGAACAUAAGUAUUUCCAUUAAAACACAUUAAAUAUUAACAAAAAUAUAUUGCAUGUUUCAAGGUAUUUGAAUUUGUGUGUUUAUAAGUAUAUAUUUGUUCACAUACAUAUUUACCCAUAUAACACAUAAAUACACAUGUAUACAGUAUGUAUAUAUAUAUAUAUAUAUAUAUAUAUAUAUAUAUACACACACACACACACAUAUUUAGACAUAUUUACAAUGAAGCCCUUUCCAGUCAAAUACCUUGUCAUACACCAUAUCCCCUUUAACCAUUUUAAAACCUAAUAAUAAUAUUAAAAUGAUAUUUUUUUAAUAAAAGUGUAUAUAUUUGUAUAAUACUUUAUUUAAUGUGUUUUGUGCAGCUUUUUGUUUAACCUUUACACUUGACUUCAGGCCUCAAGUUCUGUUAAAUAUUCUAGCAAAGUUUCUGCUUUAAUUAGAGCGCAAACUAUAAUUUUCAACUUGUAAUAUGAGUGCUAUUUAUUGCGUUCACAAUAUCUAUUGAAAUUAUAGGCUGUGCUCGAGCGAUGAUGGCCGCCCUUCUCUGGUUAUGAAGAACUAUUUGUACUUCCAAAAUAGAUAAUUACUAUGACACAUUGCAAAAAGGACACUGCUUUAAAUGUUGUUGCCAUAACAAACUUAUGAAUAUUUCCAGCAAAUUCCACAUUACUUUACAAACAGUUUUUUUUAUUUCUAAUUAUAGUUUAUGCUAUUAACCAAUCAGAAUAUCAAGUUCAAUUUCUAAUUGCUAUUAAUUAAUUGUGAAUUAACAAAUAAAAAUAAAUCCAAACCUAGUAAUGGGCAUUUCUAUAAAUGUAAGGCAGUUGUAAGUGCUCAGUGGCUUGAACAAAUCAACUAUAAAGGGUGAGUAUAUACAUUAUUAUAUUCAUUAUUAUACAUUUAAAGGGCCAUAAAACCCCUGCAUUUGUAAAGGGGACAAUUAAAGAGUGUUGGUUUGUCAGCAGAAACCAUGUACUUACCGAGUUGAAAGCAAAUAGCAUUUUUCCUAACUCAUAUAAAUGCAAAUUCUUAAUGAAAAUGCAAAACAAAAAAAGUCAUUUUUAGUGUUUGAUUGUCUAUGCAAAUUAUUUUCUUUCUAUAAACCUUUUAGUCAAAUACUUUGGGCUAGAUUAUAAUCUUGUUGAUUUUGGAUGAAAAUGAUGUAAAGGUUAAAUAAAUUGGAAGGUUAUCAUUUUGGAGGAUAUUGGUGGAGUUUACAUUAGUUUUGUAUAUGCUUGGGGUAGAAGAUCCUUUGUACUUGAUGUGUGUCACUGUGGGAAUUCCCUUGAGGGUUGUUUGGACUUCUACUGGAUGGUGGCUUGCAAUUAGUCUUAAUUGCAUGUUAUAGGCUUCCUUCAUGUCUACAGUCUUCUAGUGCAAUUAUGUUGAGAAUGUUCCAUGCCACUUACUUGCUAAAUAGAGGAAAGAUCCCUCAUUUGAAAAAGAAGCAAACUCUUCUUUUACAUGAAGGGUAUUGUGUUUUUAUGCAUGAUGCAUUUAAGUGUUUUAUUGAAGUCACUGCCUCCCCAUUCUGUAGAUACUGUACAUUACCUGGUGAUUGAUGUUUUUAUGUCCUACUAAUGAUAGAGGCUAGAGACCCCUCAUUGAAAAGAUGGAGCUCCCCUAUAUUUAAAAUGGUGCCUCAUGCCCCCUCUGUGUUUUGUGAGGGAUUCUAAAACUGCCCUCUACCCCUCUUAAAAUCUUACUUGGUGCUUAGUUCAGGGAGGUUCCAUCUUUCAAAUAGACUCUAUCCUCUGUAAUGAAAUACAGUGGUCUGUAUAUUCCCUGUUUUUCCUUCAUUUGAAUUUCUGUGGAGGCCAGUAGGGCAGGUAAACACCUGAAUCCCACAAAACAAGUAACGUCUCAUUUGAAAGAGGGUAUUUUCCACUUUCAAAGGACUCAGUCACUUGUCCUGUCAAAUAGAGCUCCCUUCAACCUCUAACAACACAGCAAUUUAACUGCUGCUGCAGGUGAUUACCAUUUUUAAGAUUGACACCUAUAUCUUACAGGACACGUGGAAGAGUAAGGGGCUUGUGAAAACUUGUGGUAAAAAAAAACUUUCCCUAUACUUUCAAUGACAAGCACAAAGUGGAAAUCCAUGCUUGAAGUCCAUGGUUAAACCUUGUAUUUGAGUGAUAAUAACAUUAACAAUAAUAUUAACUAAUGUGAACAGCUCUGGUAAAGCCAUUGUGGUUAAUCAUAGAGAACUUCAUAAACCACAAAACUAUCCUCUUAGGUUUUAUUUUCACGCUAUGUCAAAACUUUUUACAAGAAUCAUUGCUUUUGUGCAAACUGAUAAGCUGCUUCUUUCUUGCAAAACUAUAAUAUCUCACUGCACCAACCUAGAUUGUCAGAACAAGGUCUAUACUGCGAUACAUUACAGUUUUGCAAGAAAAAAGCUUCUCAUUAGUUUUAAUAAUAGAAAUUGUGCCAUUUAACAUUUUACAGUAUGAGAGAAGUUUAAAAGCCAUGUCCAUUUCUUUAUGCACAAUAUUAAUAUACUGAACUGUUAAUCUUGUUUCUACACCAAACUUUUUUUUACAAUAUUUGUUUUAAAUGUAUAAUGAACAAUUUUAAAGUAUACUGUAAAUAAAUUACACAUCAUGCACACAUGUACUGUAUGUCCAUAAUGUCCCAGCUCAAAUGUAUGACUAAAUCAUUUACAAGUUUUGCUUUUCAUUUGGAAGUGAAAAUGUUAAUCUCACACAUGUAAAUUAGCUAUUUGCCUUUCAUACUAUACAACAGUAUUAAUGUAAACACAUGUAUUGUAACAGGUUAUUCCUGCUGAUUGGUUAUUGCAUUAGCGAUUUGCAUUUCUAUAAAGGUAAAGGUUUCUUGAAACUUCACUAUAAGAAUCGUGGUUCUCUUUUACCUCUGGUAACGCGCUCAAGCGAUGUUGAUGCUUAAGUGAAAAAAUGUUGCUUUCAACUUGUAAUACAAAUGCUCAGAUACUCACGAUAUACACGUGACAGGGGUUAAACACAUUGUUAUAUUUAAAGGAUUACUUUCUGUUAUAAUUUUUAAGCUAAACAACUAACAUAUUAAAGUUAAUAAACAUUAAUUAAAACCUACUGACCUAUAUUUUCUCCAAAACAAAGUUUCAUAACGUUCUAAAAGUUAUAUCUUUUAUUCGCUGAUGAUGUCACGUUAUCCUGCCCACUAUUUUCAGCACUGCAUGUUCAAAAUACUUAAACCAAUAACUUUGUGUUUAAAGCGCCAUUUUGAAACCUAGGUAUUGUAAACGGAUUGGUACAGAGCAAAGGAUACCCAUGGAGUGGGUUUGGAAAACAAUUAAAUUUGCAGGCAAGAUUUCUGAUAUACGGUAGAGAUAUGUUAAUGAAAUGCUAUUGAUAAAAAGCGUAUUUGGGGUAGUUAGUUAGUAACAGGCAUAGAAAAUAUUUACUUACAGUGGCCCUUUAAGCAAUAGUUUAAUAAUAAAACCUAUUAGAACAUUUUCUUUUUGUAUUUUAAUAUAUCUUUAAUAGCAAUAACUAUUGCUUGAAUAUUUAUUCUUUCUAUAAAAGUUCUUUGGAUUCUUGGUACUUUCAGUUACUCAGGUGAAUUGUUUAUAAUAUAGAAUUGAUAAUAAUGUAUUAUAAUUCAUGUAAUAAAUUCUCAUUAUUUCAGAUAUAUCCCUUUUUAUGACCUAUUUUUUUAUUUAUUCUAGCAUCACAAUGGAUGCCAUUUGUACAGCUAAUAAUCAGUUCGGACUAGAUCUUGCAAAAGAGAUAAGCAGUGAUGUUAAUGUCAUAUUUUCACCUCUCUCUAUCAUCACUGCUUUAUCAGUAGUCUAUUUUGGAGCCACAGGCAAAACUGCAGACCAGAUUCAAAAGGCACUACAUUUUGAAAACAUUGAAGAUAUUCACUCUAAGUUGAAAAAUCUUAUUGUCACAAUAAAUGGAACGGGAGAUUUUACCAUUAAUCUUGCAAACCGAUUAUUUGGAGAACAGAGUUUUUACUACUCCGAAGUGUUCAUGAAUAAAUCUAAAGUAUGGUAUAACUCAGAUCUAGAAAAAGUAGACUUUUUACGUAAUCCAGAAGUUGCACGUCUACACAUAAACAAAUGGGUACGAGAACAGACACAAGGGCGAAUUAAAGAUGUACUACCAGAAAAUUCAAUUUCGAAUGGUACUGAACUUAUGUUAACAAAUGUAAUUUACUUAUUGGCAAACUGGACAGACAACUUGCAUCAGUAUGAGACAGACAAUGAAACAUUUACUCUGUGCACUAAUGAAAAUAAAAAAGUGCAGAUGAUGUCGGCCCGUGGUUAUUAUAAUAUCCGUAUCAUACCUGAAUUAAACACUAAGAUUCUUGAACUUCCAUAUGGGAAAAAUAAGCAACUGAGUAUGUUCAUCAUACUUCCUGAUCAGUGCACAGAUUUAAGAAAUAUAGAGAAAAAUCUUUCAUCUGAGAAAAUAAAUAACUGGACAAAUUUAACGAGCAUGGAGUGGAAAUAUGUUGAAUUUUAUCUCCCAAAAUUUACAGCUAGAUAUGAUUUUCCACUCCAAGAUAUUUUGCCAAAUCUUGGAAUGAAAGAUAUCUUCACACGAAGUACAAACCUUUCAAUGACAUCUCAAGAUAAUGUAUAUAUCUUUGGUGGGUUUCACAAGGCUUAUGUUAAAUUUGAUGAGGAUGGUACUGAACUCAACACUAAUACCAGUGAUAGCCACACCAUCUUGUUAGAACUUGGUUCAUUACUUCCAGAAGUUAAGUUUAAAAUGGAUCACCCUUUUCUCUAUGUCAUUGUGCACAAAAUUACCAAAUGUAUUUUAUUUUAUGGAAAAUUUAUGUUGCCAUGAUUUCUUAUAUCAUGUAUUUCUAAUUUUUAUGCAACUUGUGUGCAUUACAUUGUUAUAACUCUUAUAUUACACAAAAGAGUAGAAAUAAAUAGAAACAAUGGAUCUCAUUAUUUUCUUAUAGCAAUAUUGUAGAAAUCACAAACAGGACAACUAAAUUACUUACUGAAUUAAUUUGCUGCUAGAAAUGAUAUCAAGUACCCACCACUUCAAUGCUAUGAUGGUUUAUGAGGGAAAACAUUUGGUAGAGAAAGGAAUAGUAACUAGAGUUUGUUUACAUUUUGAUGUCCUAGGCCCAGAAGAAUAUUCUGCGCCUACAAUCAUCUUUUCUACCUAUUUUAGCACAUACUGUAUUUGUCUCACAUACAUUGUUCAAAAUAUGCUAAGUACUUAAAGGGACACAAGUCAAAACAAACUUUUCUUAUUCAGGCAGAGCAUGCAGUUUUAAGACACUUUCCAAUUUACUUCAAUUAUAAAUUUUUGCACGCUCUUUUUAUAUUCACACUUUCUGGGGAUCAAGAUCCUACUGAGCAUGUGCACAAGCUCACAUGGUAUACGUAUAUUAGUCUGUGAUUGGCUAAUGUCUGUCACAUGAUACAGGGGGCUGGAAAAGGAGAGAAAAUAAUAAUUUGUCAAAAAAAUCUACUGCUUAUUUGAAAUUCGGAGUAGGUGUUAAAUCAUUGUCUUUUUAUUAUGUACUUGAUAAUUAUGUAAUUCUACUGCAUUGAGUGGUCCUUGUUCCUGCCAGAUACACAGAGAUGACACUGAUUAUCACCUUCUCUGUGCCACCAUUAGACCAAUUAUAAACCAUAUCUAUCCCCUUGCAGAGCAUAAGAGUUGCAGGUGAUCAUGAAACCAAAGCCAACCCACUAAAAUCCCACUACCCUGAAAAGUAAACAUUGGGAUAAGUAAUAAAAAAGAAUAAAACACCUAAAUAAGAACAUAUCCGAACUUAACAGAGCAGGGAGGCUGGGAAAUAUAUCCUGGAUAAUGAAAAGGGUGGAAAGAACUCAUAAUAGAAGGUCUGGAUUUGACCAUGGUUGCUCUUCCCAGUAAGAUAGGAAAAGGUAGCGUAACAACAGUUUUAUAAUAUCGUGAUUGCCAGAUCUGAUGUCAAGGAAUAACAAGAUGUUAUUUUAUUAAUAUGUUUAUGUUUUGUUACACUUUUUGUCAAUUUCAUUAAUCUGUAUGAUGAAAACCUAAUAAAAAUUUAAAUAAAAAAAAAAGAAUAAAACACAUGAUUAUAAUUUUAAGCAAAUAAUGCAGUAAACCGCAUGCCUUAUUUAUUGCUAUACUUGGAUGCUAUUGUUUCUGUAAAUAAAAGCAAAACACAUGAACAA